AGGACAAUAUUUUAUAAAAUGUCAGUCUGUCUGCUCUUCCGAUCUUGUGAACGGAGUGUAGGCUUGUUUAGCACGCGUGGACGGAGUGUAGGCUUGUUUAGUACGCGUGGACGGAGUGUAGGCUUGUUUAGCACGCGUGGACGGAGUGUAGGCUUGUUUGGUACGGUUGGAGCCCGUGCCAUGUCCGGUACCGGUACCGUGGAGGCGCCGCUGUACGAGCGGUGGACAGAACUGUGUUCCCGAGACAUGGUGAGGACGGCGGAGGCGAGCCAGGCAUGGUGGCGGGUCGUCAAGGAUAGGUACUGUGAGCCGUGGCGUUUCUAUCACAACCUGUCCCAUGUGCACAGCAUGUUUCUGCACUUUGACAACCACAGGCACAAAAUACAAAACCAGAAUGCUGUGGCAUGGGCUAUUUUCUUUCAUGAUAUUGUCUAUGAUGCCAAGGCCUCUGACAAUGAAGCCAGAAGUGCAGAAAUGUUCCACCACUUUGCCACGGAGAAUCUGCAAAAGCCCCCUGACUGUAUCCGUGAAACAGAGAGACUCAUCCUGCUGACUAAGGAGCAUGUCACUAAGGAACACAGGAAUAAGGACAGGUACGGCACAAAAGAUAAGCACUACUUUUUGGACUUCGACAUGUCAGUGUUGGGCUGGCCUGAACAAGAUUAUGAUGUGUAUGCAGAACAGAUCAGACAAGAGUAUGUGCACAUUCCCCUGGACCAGUACCGGGAGAGAAGAGCCAAGUUUCUAAAGAAGACACUGUCAGAAGUUACCAACAUCUUCAGUACAGAAGAGUUCCGUGAGCAGUUUGAGCAGCAGGCCAGACAGAACCUUCAUCGGGAGAUCCAGCACCUACAGGCCAUCAAUGUCACCUUGGGUCUGGAGCUGCCUGCAACAUGAGCUCAACACACCUCACCUUAGGUCUGGAGCUGCCUGCAACAUGAGCUCAACACACCUCACCUGUGGUCUAUAAUCAUCUGCAUGAUGAGAUUGGAAUGUUCUUCACUUGCAGGUCAAAAUCAUUUAAAAAGCUUCGAAAGAAACUUUGUGGAAACGAACUGUGUUUAUGCUGCAAGAGCCUUGUCUAUAGACUCUGACAUAUACACAAUGGAACAAGUGUCUGUAUGGAAAAUUAUCAUAUAGCCAGGUGACGUCAACCAUUCUAGAUUUUUCAAAAUGUUAACCAAAAAACAGGCCAAAUCAGAAUGAACAAUACACAGGAAAUUGUCCAAUCUGAAUUUUCAUUCAGGGAUGAAUGGAUCCAAAAUGGUAGCACUGUUCAAAUGUGUUGGAUGUGUAGGAUUUGAUCAGAAACAGUGAUGUUUGGCUUGUGGAGGGAGUGGGGAGAUUUUAUCACUAAUGGCCAUGCAGGUAAAGUUGGGAAGGCAGGGAGAGCAACAGUCUGGCCAGGGCCAGCAAAGAAAAAAGGCUGGACAAACAAAAACUGUGACUGCGCCAUUGGGAUUCAUCAUAUCUAGUAUAUGAUAAUAAGGUUAAUGAUCCACUUUGGUUGGUUCCUUUAACCACCUUAUAAAUGACCUCGCUACGCAUGUUCAUUCAGUCGACGAUGAAUUAUGGCAACAUAAACACCUCAUGAGGGUGGGUCAUAAUACCCUAUUCUGUACUGUAUGUACAUUCAUCCACUUAAUAUUUGUAUGUUAGAAUUUAGAUUAUCUACAUGUAUCUAGACCACAUUCAUUCAUUUCAUGUAUCUAGUCUUUCUUCACUUGCAAUUAGCCCCAUGGGCAUGAAUUUGCAAUAAAACAUUAUUAUCAUAAAUCCUGACAAAGAAGCUAACAGUUUGAAUAUACAUGUACAUGUAUAUUCGUACCUUGCUUACAAGUACAUGUACAUGGGCAUCACACUUUGAUUAACACAAAAAUAAAUGUUGACAGAUGCAAAUUAAUGUCUAAUGUAGAAGGUGUAGAUAGUUUAACUACUACAGUUGAGUGUGUUAUGCCAUGAUACUGUUGCUAAUAUUAAUGUUUACCUAUGUAAUAAGCUUGUAAAACUGACCAACAACCAGUGGUCAAGGGACUUAGGUAGGUAGGAAGGUAAUGUAAAAGAAAUUGUUAUGUACUUGAACUACAUGUCAGCAUGAAAGUCCAACUAUGUUGAUAGUUAACAUCAUAGAGCUGAAACUGAACUAAAUGUGGACUAAAUGUGGAAACACAUCACAUGCCCUACUACAGUCGUCUUCAGAAGUAAAUGACCAGGUCAUCCACCCCACAGCUGUAAAGAAUAUGUCCUGAAGAAAAGGCCUCUCAAGUUUGAACUCUCUCUCUCUUAAUCUAUCUCUCCCUCUGUAUAUAUACAGCAUGAAUGCACCAGUAGUAAAAUAUAAUGUUUGUGUUGGCUUACAAGAUUGUUACAAACUACAUGUAAAUAAGAACGAUCUAUGCAAAAAAAAUGACUAAUUUUUCUUCACUUGGUCAGCCAGCUUUACUUUUUGGUAAAAGUGUUGACUUGGCUGUUUUCCAUGGUCCAAAUCUAGUUAAACAAAGUACAUUGUGUAUGUUGAUUAACUUAUUUUGAGUUGUAGCAUAUCUCCUUGAUUGUGCAGUUACUGAGCCUAUAGUUAUUGCUGGUAAUGUUAUUGUAAACAGUUAAUUAAAAAAAAUUGAUAGCAUUGAAUUUUUGAAUACAAGGUGUUCAGAUCCUCCCAAAUGUGUAUCAUUUAAUACUCGAAUGUUUUAUAUGGAUGAUAUCCUCUUGACGCUUGUAUAAUGGUGCAAUGGUCGAGGUUGUUCUGAGAUUGUGCAGUAGGUAAACUUACCCAUGAGAACAUACAAUGUCAUGUUCUAAGUAUAUGGAAUAAAAAAUGUCAAAAUUGU
Molecule: messenger RNA, 2831 nt
Organism: Branchiostoma floridae (Florida lancelet)
Lineage: Eukaryota; Metazoa; Chordata; Leptocardii; Amphioxiformes; Branchiostomatidae
Exons: 8
Coding region: 19-897 (292 amino acids)
Source: RefSeq, a predicted model, not a curated record